This is a messenger RNA of Yamadazyma tenuis ATCC 10573, 174 nucleotides long. Lineage: Eukaryota; Fungi; Ascomycota; Pichiomycetes; Serinales; Debaryomycetaceae. The record is from RefSeq and is a predicted model, not a curated record.
GCCGUACGCAGCUACACUGGGAACUCUUUUUCUGGAUCAGAUUUCCAUUGUGUGAGGCCUAAUCGAAAAAUCUCGAUAUUAUACCUAAGCUCCCCGGUUUUGAGAACUUCUCAAGACACCAUCUUAUCUGCCAAGGUUGACGUACGUCUCAAAAAGCUUCGUUUGUCACUUUAA